AUUUCAUAGUGGCACAAUUUCAUUAUACCAGGCGUGGAGUGUGCUGCCAUCCUGUUAGAAGGUAACAGAUUAUUUUAUUACAAUGGUUCAAUUGGAUUUUCAUUGUGUCCAAUGGUGUUAUUUGCCCCCUAGUGGAUGUUUCUGGUACUUAGAAAGACUACGCAAACAGGAAGUAGAGAAUUUGUUCUGCACGCAUAGAAGCAGCUACAAACAACGCUACGGUGCAGGUCUUUCAAUGUAGUUAUUUCUUGUCACGCUUCAGACUUGGAAAAUAUUUGUUUGUUUUGACUCUAGCCUGUCUCGACUCUACACAGAGUUGCACAGAGGAGGUGCUAAAAAAUUACCCGGAAAGUAGCUGCAACAAAUGUCCAGCAGGAAAGAGUGCACGGCUACUUCAACCCCCAAUCUCCCAAAUCCAACACCCAACCCCGCCAUCAUCAAAAAUACAGACACUUCUCAUCUCCUCUACACCAUGAUGUAUGUCCUUCUGGUUUUCCUGGUCACCACUCUGUUAAUGGCCAGUCUCCUGGUACUGACUAAGGGAGGAUGGAGGGAACAUGGCUGUUGGGCAAACCCUGAAAAGGAACUCCAGUUGCCUACAAGGGACACCUCAGCCAACGUGGUCAUUUGUUUUGAAAACUCCAUCUCGUGCUACAGAAACACUGCUAACCAAACAACAGUGCUAGGUGCCUGCCCACAUGAAUUAAAGGAUCAGCUUCAUCAUCAGCCAAACUACCCAACUUCACUGACGCUGAACAUUACUGAAGGGAUUCCCAUGAUGACACUCGCUCACAGUGCUGCCAAGACUGAGUUUGACCCCCUUGUCACACCCCUGCUGCCAGACAGAGAGCCCAGAGUCCCUCGCCAGGACACCCAGGAGGAGCACUGGCCCGUGAUGGUGUUAUAUGCCAUCAUCAAGGAGGUGCCUCUGCGGCGAUGGAAGGAAUUCCUGCGCGUGCUCUCCCUGACCGACCGGCAGCUGGAUCGUGUGGAGCCAGAUGCUGCGGCUGUGGAGCCAGGGCCCGACUGCAAGUCUGGAGGACGUAUACUCAGCCCUGCUCUACAUGGACCUGGCUGGCUGUGCCUACCAGCUGCAGGGUUGUCUGGAGCAGCUGCAGUGGAGAGCCACAACCAAUGACAUCACCACAGUUUCAUAGGACAACUGAGUAGGGAUGGACAUGAGUAUUCGAACAGACGUCAAAAAUCGGUCUUAACCAGAGAUCACAUUGUUUUCAAAUACUGUGUUGCAACAAAGCGCUAGGUCGCUCUCCAUGCUCAAUCUCUCGGUUUGUCAAUGUUUAUGAAUUCCCCACAAUGUAACAAAAGUAUCAGAGGUACUAAAUGUAGGCUACCGAUAUUCAUUGCCACUUCCCCAAUCUAGAAUGUUUGGUUAUGGUCUUUUCUGUUUAUUCAAUAUAUUAAUACUGCAUACCGUUCUCAUUCUGGUAGUGUACACGUUUGGAGAGCUCACAAACUGCGCUGUGAUAAUGAAGUUGUGGUGUAUUUAAUUAUACAAAAAUAUAAAUGCAACAAUUUCA
Messenger RNA from Oncorhynchus mykiss (rainbow trout), 1538 nucleotides. NCBI's taxonomy places the organism in Eukaryota, Metazoa, Chordata, Actinopteri, Salmoniformes, Salmonidae. The record is from RefSeq and is a predicted model, not a curated record.